Phlebotomus papatasi is the source of this 1092-nucleotide messenger RNA. It is a transcript of the gene Nf-YA, whose product is annotated as nuclear transcription factor Y subunit alpha. The coding region runs from base 256 to 996 and encodes 246 amino acids. NCBI's taxonomy places the organism in Eukaryota, Metazoa, Arthropoda, Insecta, Diptera, Psychodidae. Gene Ontology annotation, cellular component: CCAAT-binding factor complex. The record is from RefSeq and is a predicted model, not a curated record. Gene Ontology annotation, molecular function: DNA-binding transcription factor activity, RNA polymerase II-specific; RNA polymerase II cis-regulatory region sequence-specific DNA binding. Gene Ontology annotation, biological process: regulation of transcription by RNA polymerase II. The transcript has 3 exons.
AUCCAAACAAAAUUUGGAUAACGUCCCAUUGAAUAAAACGCGAAGAAUAAGAAGAAGGCUUGUGUUUUGGAAAAUUAUUUUGCAUAUUUUUGUUGGAAAAAGGAGUUUUUGAGGCAAAUUUUGGAUUUGAUCAGUUUGUGGAGUGCUCAGGAACAGGAGAAUAAUGUCGAGGCAGGGCAGCCGAUUGGAUUCCAAGAAAGUGACGUCUGACUACUAGCCCAACUUGCCCAAAAGACUCCUUCCUCGCCAUUUAGCAUGGACGCAAGCGCCAGCACUGACAUGGCCGGUACUUCUGGGCAGCUUCAGGUACUGCCACUGAGUCAGGUUCUGUCCGGAACUAGCGGGCAGCCUAUUCUGGUGCAAGCUCUGCCCCAGCAGAUUUCAACUAGCACACAGCCUAUGCAGAUGCUCCCACUGGCUCAGCUUCAGCAAUCCGGUGCCCAGUUAAUGGUCCAACCAACUGCCGCUGCACAGCCUCAGGCUCAGUUUAUCCAACUGGCAGAUGGUCAGACACUAGUGGUGCAUCCUCUGCCUGGAAUUGGGGUGUCAGAGGGCACUGUGGCCAAUCAGCCGCAGCUGAUCAACAUCAAUGGGAACCUCCUGCAGUUGCCGGUGACUCAAAAUGCCAGCACAUCAAUUGCCCAGCCACAGGUAAUGAUGGUAGCCACGGAUGCGUCUCAGCAGCAGUCCCAAGGUGUCAAAGUCACCCAUCAGCCAACCUCCUUGACCACCCAGACCACUCCCUCCGCCUCUACAGUCACCACGGCCAGUAGCAGUGCCAGCGCCGAAUCUGAGGAUCAAAUUCUCUACGUCAAUGCCAAACAGUACAAGCGAAUCCUCAAGAGGCGACAGGCCAGGGCCAAACUCGAGGCCCAGGGUCGCAUUCCCAAGGAACGCUCCAAGUAUCUCCAUGAAUCCAGGCACAGGCACGCCAUGAACAGGAUCCGUGGCGAGGGUGGCCGGUUUCACUCGGGCAGCAGCCAAUCAAAGAACUAAUUGCAACUCCUCUGAAUGUGCUCGAUGGGAAUUCAAUGAGCUCGGAGCUACUCACAUUGACUUACGGCGCUUUGGUGUCGCAAAUGCUGAGAGACU